UUGUAAUAAGAACUGUAUAAAGCUCUGUGUAAAUUGCUAAUGUAUUCCGUUUCAUAUAUGCAGCCAUGGAAUGUUUGUCGUUUACAUAUUCGAAAAGGAGAUCGAACUACGCGCUGUUUCAAAACUUAGGACUAGCUUUCAUGUCGUCUGUUUAUAGUUAACAGAACUACACGCUGUUCGAUUUAAAUGAAAACUACAUGUCGUUUAUAUGUAGGGGACUUCCUAAAACCCUAGCCCUAGUUCGGCUUCUUUAUAAAUACUCCAAUCUCCGCCGAUUUUUAUCAUAAGUCUUCUCCUCCUAUCUCGUAGCUCAACCCUAAUCAGAAUCUCAGGCUCUGCAAUGUGUUUCUCUAGAUGUUCGUUUAUAUCGUAUUGAUUUCCAAAUUCUUUUGUAUGUUAUCUCUAUUUCAUAUCUCUUUACUUUGAUUUGAUUUGCUAUCAUUCUUAAUUCUCUGAUUAUACGGGAGAGUGAAAGGAUUUCUCAGUGAUGAACAAAACAUAGAUGACGAGUCCGAUCAAUCCAUUCUUUAAAUCGUGGGGACAAACGAGGCAUUUGUCUGAGAGGAAUCCUUUUUUUUUUAAUUUUCAACCUAUUUGAAUUAUCUUCAAAACGAUUUUAAAAGGUUUUUUGGUGUUGUUUUCUUUCAAAACGAAGUAGAAAAUAUAAAGGCAUGAUGAGGAUUGUUUAUUGUCAUCUGAUUUUUUGAUGAAUUAAUACCUCCUACUCAUUCUGAGUGCCUUUUUUUUUCUGUUUCUUAAUUUUUUUUUAAUUUGUUAAAACUGUUAUUCUUCAAGUGAAAUCGUUUUAUUUUUGUAGAUCUUAUUUCAAAAUAUCAUAUAUGGACUGGGUGUAGUUGCUUAUUUAUACUUGUCCUAAGAAUAACAACAUUUUGCUAAACCCAAUUCAUAGAUUUCUAGCCUACUAUAGUCAUGACUCAUGUGGUUGCGAGAUAUUUCGAUGACCGUAUUCGAAUCGAAGCAUGACCACGAGACUUGAUACCAAGUUAUACAACCUGAAAUGAACGGUUAACAAAGCAUAAAUUAAAUUAAAUUAAAAGUAAAUGAUUUGCGGAGAAGCCCUUUAAGGUGACCCAAUUAAAGUUCAGUAAAUCAUAAAUGAUUAGCGGAGAAGCCUUAGAAGUUGAGCCCAAUAAAAGUUCAGUAAAUUAGUAUUGACUUGAAACAUUGAUAAGAGGAUGAGCAAUUUGAAUUUCUUUGAUGCUUUUGAUACCGAAGCCCUACUCGCCUCACGACGGUUUUCAUUUAAGCAGUUCGUAACUUCACUGAUCGAGUUGACGAAGAUUGAGUUAUUUACGAAUUUGUUACAUGUUACGAUUCAUCAUGAAAAUCAGAAAAUAUAUUUAUUUUGUAAUAAAUAAUGGGAAUUUGUUUUUCCUUUAUUUAUGAUGAAAAAGAAAAGAUUAGGUGCAUUGGAGUGAUGAUAUGUUUCAGUAUUAUAGACUGGAAUGACUAAUAUACUCGCAUUUUCUUCAUAUAAUUAAUUCGAAGUUGACUAAGUAUUUUUAAUUUGGUUAUAUUAUUGGUCGAUGUUUGUUGAUUGGAGCUAGCACAAUAGCAUUGGCAGUUCCUUUCGUUAUUAGAACUUUAAAAAAAAAACAGUUAAUAUAAAUUCCAUAUAACGUUUUAGUUUUAAGAUUUCAUUUAGUAAUCAGAUGGAGCGUGUGCCUGGAUCGUUUGGCACCAGCGUCAGUUUCGUUCUUCGUAUCUUCCAACUCGGGUUCUCUUCAGCUUCUCUAAUCUCCAUGUGCUUGGAUUACAAUUUGUACGAAGUCACAACCUUCUGCUAUUUGGCGGUUGUAAUGGCUUAUGUAAUUCUAUGGAGCAUCUUACACGCGUUGGCCGAUACAUACUCUGUCUUAGUGAAACAACUUCCUCACAAACCUAGAGUUCUAUCCACAGUUCUCGCCGGUGAUGUUGUACUGUCGUUUCUUUCUCUAAGUGGGGCUUGUGGUGCAGCCAGUGCAACCGAAAUGCUUUUGUCUAUUGAUGCAGCCAUGUGCGGAGAUAGCAGAUGUAUCAAAUACCAAGUCUCGGCUCUACUGGCCUUCUUGUGUUGGACUCUGUUUCUUGAUUCAGCUAUUUUCAAUCUUUGGAGCUUAUAUUCACUAUUCUAUUGACAUAGCACUUGCAUAUGCAUUUUAUUUUAUUUACUUUAGAACCUCAGCCCUGUUAAUGUUAAUACUGUGAAAUAAAUUUAAAU
This is a messenger RNA of Raphanus sativus (radish), 2221 nucleotides long. Its product is annotated as CASP-like protein 5C2. Lineage: Eukaryota; Viridiplantae; Streptophyta; Magnoliopsida; Brassicales; Brassicaceae. The transcript is spliced from 3 exons. The record is from RefSeq and is a predicted model, not a curated record. Gene Ontology annotation, cellular component: membrane. Bases 1674 to 2138 code for a protein of 154 amino acids.